Molecule: messenger RNA, 954 nt
Organism: Hydatigera taeniaeformis
Lineage: Eukaryota; Metazoa; Platyhelminthes; Cestoda; Cyclophyllidea; Taeniidae
Source: the annotation of a GenBank genome assembly
AUGUUUCCUUUGAACCCGCCCUGGAAUGCCAGCAAUGAAAGGGUAGUGACAGAAGAAGAUGUUCUUCCCAUCGAUCUUACCCUUCAAAGAAAGGCCCAUCCAUCUAGUCUGCAGACACCAGCCUCGGAUAGUAUCUACAUUUGCCCGAUCUGCGGCGAAGAACAGCUCACCCUUGACCGCUUUGUUGACCACAUGACAACCCAUCGAUGGAAGAAAUUGCCGGUAGCACCACAUGAACGAUCUUGGCUUCUAUUGGCUAAAUCUUCUCUUCUUAAAAGCAGUCGUCGGUUAAGACUCCUACGAAGGAGCCGAAAACGACACCGCGAGCCAAAGCAUGUUUCAUCAACGAGGAGUAGCGACAUAAAAAGGGAGGGACAAAUUAGCUUUCAUUGUCCGGCAUGUCCUACAUUCCAACGAAUAAUCGGUAUUCAAGCGGCAGUGAACCACUUUGAGAAUUCCCACAUGCAAAUCAUUGUGGUGUGCAACAUCUGUGGCAUGUGGUUCAGCAGCCAGACUAUGUUCGCUUCGCAUGUAGCUGUGGUUCAUCUAAGAACGUGUUCUGAAAAUCUGGAUGACCAUUCCUCAUCCCAAACUUUACAAUCAUCGUCAUCACCGCCGCCAGCAGCGGCAACAUCAAUAACAGCAGCAGGAGACUUGAAGGAUUCGCAGCAGGUCAUUGACCCGGUAGUUGCAUCUAUUCUCUUCAGCGGCCUCCUCCUCUCCACACAAUCGACUCUCUUUCCUGGAGCUACUUCCCAGAACUGGAAGGACUCAGAAUCCAAGAUUACUGUAGCCAACGGAAUUGACGAAAAAUCAUCUCAGGUUACUAAUUUCGGACAAAUUUAUACUCUAGAAGCGAAUUUCUUUCAGGAAUUUGCAGAUGAAAUGGCUGUUCUGAAACAUCAAGUCUUGGUACAUCGCUUGGAGGAGACUACUACCGAAAAUUCCGCUUAG